GGAGUUGCCAUGGUCACUGAUUGAAAGGAUGCCCAGCACUAAUUAUCAACCAGGUGUCAGACAUCUGUUGUCCUCUGCAAUUGGUCGUCGAAGCUUCUCAGCCUUCUUAAACUGCUUGUGUGAAGAUUGGGAUGACUUGUUCUCUUUGCAGUUCUUCAAUGCUGAUCAUGAUGACAGCACACAUAUUGGCUUCUGUGCUGUGUUGUCUUUUGGCUCUUCCUGGUUUGGUGAGGUCUGCAUCUUUGCCUUUGGUCUCAUGCGGUGAGGACAGUGUGAAGGCGCCGGCCAGCAUGGCUGUCCAGCACAUCAACCGACAUCACAAGCAUGGUUUCAAUUUCAAGUUUCGCCUGCAUGAGGUCCUAACCAGCAGUUAUCAACAGUUUUCUGGCGGCUGCCACAUUGAUGUGAAUGUGAAGCUGCUGCAGACCAAAUGUCACUUCACCAAUCCCAAACCUGUGGACCAAUGUGAGCUGUGGAAAUGGAACGAACGGGUGAAUAUUCUUUCAGUAUGCGACGUUGAGUUUUGGGUCAUGUGGGGGGUGGCCAAAAUCACCAAACACAAAUGCACCACCAGACCAGACCACACCAAAGAUGAGAUGAUGACCCUUUGUCCUUCCUGCCCCAAGUUGUUGUCCCUUAACGAUGAGACAGGCGUUAGCGCCGUGCAGCAGGCAGUGCUCCGGUUCAAUCAGGAGAGCAAACGCCACAAUUACUUCACCCUGCUGGAAGUGGCUCAACUGACUGAGGAGUACACCGCCGCCAUCGGCACCAUCACCUGACUCAAGUUUGCCCUGGUGGAGACCAUGUGUCCACGAGAGGCCACACAUACUUUAGCGGCCUGCAUGCCUCGCUGCCCCGACAAAGCUCAUCACAUCUACUGCCAAACCUCCUAUUACAACUCGUACAAACAAGUGGGAGAGCUUGAGUGUGAAACGUACCCACCAAAGAAUUCAGAGACUCUUCUAGUUGGUCAGCCGGAGUCUGUUUGCAUGCCGCCGUUCCACCAGAGUGCAGAAGCUUGCAGGUGCAAGGAGCAGCUGAAAAAUCUCGAGCUGUCCAUCCACCACAUUUGUCCCUUCACGCUGAAGUGAUGUUAUCGCUCUUUUAAAUCAA
Messenger RNA from Hippocampus zosterae (dwarf seahorse), 1113 nucleotides. Its product is annotated as antihemorrhagic factor cHLP-B-like. The record is from RefSeq and is a predicted model, not a curated record. The transcript has 8 exons. Gene Ontology annotation, biological process: negative regulation of endopeptidase activity. Gene Ontology annotation, cellular component: extracellular matrix; blood microparticle; extracellular region. Gene Ontology annotation, molecular function: endopeptidase inhibitor activity. NCBI's taxonomy places the organism in Eukaryota, Metazoa, Chordata, Actinopteri, Syngnathiformes, Syngnathidae.